Molecule: messenger RNA, 3859 nt
Organism: Daucus carota subsp. sativus
Lineage: Eukaryota; Viridiplantae; Streptophyta; Magnoliopsida; Apiales; Apiaceae
Product: disease resistance protein RUN1
Exons: 5
Coding region: 139-3780 (1213 amino acids)
Biological process (GO): signal transduction; defense response
Molecular function (GO): ADP binding; protein binding
Source: RefSeq, a predicted model, not a curated record
GAAAAAGAAGACAUAAACAGUGACCACACAUUUAGAGAUAGGGAAGUGAAAAAAGCAUUACAAAGCCAGUGCAUUUUUAUCACCUGCAAACAUAAACAGUGUCCUCGGUUUAGUUUUCUUCUACUUCAUUCUGGAUCAAUGGCUUUUGUGUUAUGGCAAACGUUGAAAGAAUCAAUCACAGCAUACGCAGAACUCUCACCUGUGACUUUGCUUACAUCUCUAACCUUGGGACUUGCCUUGUUCUACGCUAUUUCGGUGAUGUUGAGGCCUUCUGCUCAGCCACACCAGCAAGUCGCAGUGCUGGAAGACAAGAAUGAAUUAGCUGCUGUCACUUCAUCCCCUCUAUGGGAUGUCUUUUUGAGUUUUCGUGGCCAAGACACUCGCAAAAAUUUCAUUGGACAUCUUUACCUUGCUUUGGAUCAGGCAGGGAUCGUAACCUUCAAAGACGAUCCUGCACUUGAAAAGGGUCAAGAAAUUUCAACAGGACUGCGUAAAGCAAUCAGAAAAUCUAAGAUGUUUGUAGUUGUUAUCUCAAAGAACUAUGCUGAUUCGUCGUGGUGCCUUGAUGAGCUUGUAGAGAUCCUGAGUUGCAAGAGAACAAAGAAUCAGGUUAUUCCCGUAUUUUACUAUGUUAAUCCAUCAGAUCUACGAAGCCACACGGGGAGUUUUGGCGUAGCUCUUAAAACGCAUGAGAAGCGUCACUCUGUCGAUAGGAUUCAAAAGUGGAAAUCCGCGCUGACUGAAGUUGCAGGUCUAUCAGGUUACCAUUUGAAACUCACGACAGAAGAGAGUGAAGCAGAUACAAUUCAAAAAAUUGUUGAGAUCGUAUUGUCACAAGCAUCGACAGAGGUCGUCCACCUUGAAAGAUUUCUAUUUGGGAUAGAUCGUGCUGUCGAAGAGAUAUAUCGACAACUAAGCGUGGAAUCAUAUGAUGUUCGGGCCCUUGGAAUAUGUGGAAUGGGUGGAAUUGGGAAAACGACGAUAGCCAAGGCCUUCUACAACAAGUACGCUCAAAAAUUUGAUAUAAGUUGUUUCAUGGAAAAUAUAAAACAGAAUUCACAAGGAGCUGGUCCUCCACUUCCUUUACUUCACCAACUCUUGAAAGAGCUUCUCAGAGUGAAGGAUUUGAAGGUCCGUGAUUGUGAAAGUGCACUACGAAAGUUGAGAGAGAUUCUAAGUUCUAACAAAGCUCUCAUUGUUUUUGAUGAUUUGGACCAGUCAAAUUAUUCGGAAUUGGUAGUAAGGAUUUGCAAUCUGUUGUCAGAUGGUAGCAGAAUGAUAAUUACAGCAAGGGAUUUAAACUUGCCAAAUCAACUGAAAGUGGAAAUGUCAAAAGUAGAUACAUAUGUGGUGAAGCCUCUGGAUGAAAUCGAUUCACUAGAGCUCUUUAGCUAUCAUGCCUUUAAAAGAUCAAAGCCUCCCAGAAAAUACUUAGCUCUGUCUAAAAGCUUUGUUACUUAUGCGGGAGGCCUUCCACUAGCUCUAAAGGUGUUGGGUUCAUCUUUGUGCGGUAGGACCGAUGUGUCAUUCUGGAAAGUUAAAUUGGAAAAAGUUCAAAAAAUUCCAAUGGAAAAUAUCCAAGGCAUCCUUCAACUGAGUUACGAUGAGUUAGAAGAUGACACACAAAAGACUAUUUUCCUUGAUAUUGUGUUCUUCUUCCUGGGAAAGAAGAUAGAUGAGGCUAAUGAUGUAUUCAGAUCAUGUGAAUUUUUUCCGGAGUGUGGGAUACCAAUUCUAGUUGAGAGAUGUCUACUAAUCAUUGAUUCUGAUAAUAGGCUUCGAAUGCAUAAUCUUAUACAAAAUAUGGGGAGGAACAUUAUUCAUGAAGAAUCCAAACAUGGCGGGUGUCGGCGCUUGUACUUGGAAGAAGCAUCACAUGCUUUGCCAAAUCAGGACAUGGAUAAAAUUGAAGCCCUGGUAAUAGAUUGUACAAUGUCUAUCAACAAAUACUGCAAUGCCGAGCUAUUUGAAAGGUUGCCAAACCUGAGAUUACUAAAAUUAGUUGAUGUCUAUGAAAUCAAAGGAAAUUUCAAAGCUUCAUUUCAUGAGUUGAGGUGCAUAAGUUGGCAUGGUUGUUCUUGGACGCAUUUACCUUAUAGUGUUCACAUGCAAAAGCUUGUUUUCUUGGACAUGCCAUUUAGCAGACUUGAAACAUUAUGGAAGAUUGCUAAGUUGCCAUCCUUGCGCCACUUGAACUUGGAAGGAUGCAAAUACUUGAAGGAAUUGCCCCACUCCAUUGGACACUUGACUGCUCUUUACCAUUUGAAUUUGAAUGAUUGUGUCAAGCUAAAACGACUUCCCAAACCCAUUACACAAUUGACUACUCUGAGUUGUUUGAAUAUGAGCAAAUGCAGCCAUCUGAAACUAUUGCCGGUGCAGUUGGGCGAAUUGAAAGGCUUACAGAGGCUUGAUGCAAGUUAUACAGCAGUUGAGCAACUGCCAGAUUCAAUGGCUCACUUGAAGAAUUUAGUCCAUUUGGAUUUGAGCUAUUGCGAGAAGCUUAGAAAGUUACCUGAGCAAUUUGGGAACAUGGAAGGCUUGGAGAAGUUUGAUGCAGCUGACAGUGCAAUCGAACAACUGCCAGACUCGUUUUCAAACCUGCUUAAUUUGUACUCUCUGAAUCUGACUGGAUGUUCGCAGCUGAAGAGAUUGCCUGAGCAGUUGGGGAAGAUGCAGUGUCUAGAAAAGCUGUCUGCGUCUUAUUCAGCAAUUGAAGAAUUACCGGAUUCUAUUGGAUCACUGCCUAGGAUAAAAGUGUUGGAUUUCAGCAAAUGCGAGAAGCUUACAUGUGUUCCAAAUAGCAUCCGCAAUCUUAAAUCACUUAAAUAUUUAUAUCUUAACUCGGAUGAGGACAUAAUAAAAAUGGAGUUGAUUGAGGCUGUGAAUAAUAUGAAGUUGAAGUACCUGAGUCUGAGUUGCAAUAUAAGAGUUUGGUUGCCGUUCAUUCUAAGUUUUUCUUCUCUGAGAUCAUUAAUUCUCCGUGAUGAGUGCGGGAGUCCCUUCCCAACCAAACCCUUUAGUUUCUUUCAACUUUUCAACCUUGAAUUUCUUUAUUUGACUAACUGUACAAGCCACGGGUCCUCCUUUCCCGAACUACCACUCAAUUUAAGAAGGUUGCAGGUAGAUAAUCACGCUUCACUAGAACAACUACCUGAUUUGUCCUACCUCAAACAUUUGGAGUUUAUGGACAUAAUGAGAUGCUGCAGCCUUCAAUCUCUCCACAAACUUCCACCUCAUGUUGAAUUCCUUACAGUUGAAGAUUGUACAAGCCUACAAGACUUCCCAGAUGUGUCAAUGUUGAGCGAUUUAAAACGACUGAAUGUUUUGCGCAACGGCAGCAAUUUAAAAGUCAGUUUAGAGGAGAAUCACCUUCAGCUAAGCAAAUUUGGAGCAAUUCUACAAAACAGGGAAAUUGCAGAGUGGUUUGACUAUAAAAACAGGGGAGGGUGCACACUAUCUUUUCAUGUUCCACCAACCUCGGGAGAUAACUUCGUGGGUGUCGCCUUGUGGGUUAUUUUUAAAAGCUCCUACCAAAACAAUUUUAAAGUUGUUAUUACAAAUAAAACUGAGAAAACAACGACAACGGCCCCGAUUACUCUUGGUUAUAUUGAUGUUGAUGACGUGGUAUCGACUAUAUAUUGUUUAAGGGAAGAAGACGUCUUAAAGAGCGGAGACAACAUUAUGAUUUCUUUCGAGGAUGAUCGGGCUUUUGGAAUAGAAGUGAAAAUGUGCGGAGCUCACAUACUAAAAUACCCUUUCCAGAAGAGUCUUCAGGCCUAGCCAAAUAAAAUGUUGUAAAUUUUUCUUCACAAAAUUGUUGUAUAAUUAGAAAGCUUAAAUUUGGAUAAUUCGUCGGAAU